Messenger RNA from Aspergillus glaucus CBS 516.65, 429 nucleotides. RefSeq lists its product as uncharacterized. The transcript has 2 exons. The record is from RefSeq and is a predicted model, not a curated record. Lineage: Eukaryota; Fungi; Ascomycota; Eurotiomycetes; Eurotiales; Aspergillaceae. The coding region runs from base 60 to 278 and encodes 72 amino acids.
CUAAACUCAAUAUUCUAUAGAUGCAGCAACUCCACCAGAAAAACCUGUCUCCAAACAAAAUGCGACUCUCAAGCGUUGCCUCCCUUCUAAUCCUCCUCGCGGCUGUCACCAUCGCUGUCCCUCUCGAUUCCAAGACAGCCGCCGACCCUAAUACCAACAUCGACUCGAACUCCAAGACCUUGAUCACCAACAGACAGGGACUUUUUUUGGGGUCUCUUUCUGUUGUCGGCCCCCUUCUUACAGAAAUUGUUGGGCCCCCUCCAUUUGAAGAUGAGUAAAGUCGAUGUCUCCGUCGUGCUUUGGGCUUUAGCUCCGUCUUCGCCCACGCGUUUUGUUUAGAUCGAAAGAUGGGAGUCUUGGGAAUAAGUUGGAGGUGGCUUUACCGGACUUGUAUAAAUCUAUUUUGUAUCCCUAAUAGAUUCUAAUGAA